UUCAAUAUUACAACAGGUAUUAGUCACAACAGUAGAAGUCUCUUUUGCGCAAGGAGAAACUGCAUUAUUGGAUUCUGAUGAUAAGUCAGUUCUUUGAAUAGAAUUAGUGGACUUUAAGUCUUUGUUUUCUUGAUCGGAGCAAGAUUUAUUUGAUUUUAUUAAAAUAACAGGCUUAUUUAGAGUUACAAUACUUCUAAUUUUUGGUUUAUUUGUAUCGACAAAAUUCUUUUGAUUAACUGAAUGUUUCAAUUCCUGUGUGUUUGAUUCAUCGACAUCAAUUUGGCAAAACCUAACUUUUGGUCUGACAAAAAAUUUCGUAUUCGCAGACAUAGCGAAAGAUAUGAUCAAAUUUAAAAAGUAGGAGACGCCUCAACACUACUACUUGAAAAUUUGACAAUGUUUACCGAAAUUUCGUCAACAUAACCUUCGGAGAACCUACGUACAUAGACUCAAGAUCUGACACAUCACAGUGACGUGAAUAUGACACAAGAAAGGCACGAAGGUCUUAAGGUACCCUCCGUGGUGUAGAUAAAAAAUUUCAUAACAUGUGACAUCUGUACUACAUAUCUUAAGUCUAUGUUUUAAGUUAGUCAAUGAAAGGACAAUCUUUACUUGCCGCGUGCUUCAGUGGGACUACAAUUGUUUAACUUUCAUUUCAUUGUGAUUAGUGCUGUUUGGCAACGAUUAGUGGUAUUUAUGACGGAAAAUGUAUCACGCGAGAUCAUGGAACCGUUCGAAAAUUCUGACUGUGUGCCCUUGGAAAAAUUAAAGUUAAAAGUUAAGACCGAUGGUGUUACCGAAUAUGUUGAUGCUCUGAGUAAUAAAUGGGCAGAUGAUCGUUACUUUUUGAACUAUGAAGCUCCUGACAUUUAUAAUAAAGAUGGAUCAGAAAUUAUUGGAGCAAAGGAACGUUGGACUAAAAUUGUUCAUUACAUGAUUAAUGAUUUAAAAUGGUUACUCAGUCUUCCAUUUUUUAGAUUUUGGUCAAACAUUAUACACAAUACUUCGAUACUAGAUUCAUUGGUAUCUUUACUACAAGAAGCGCCACCAUUUUAUGCCUUAGAAGAUUUUCCAAAUUGUCCAGAAAUGUUGGAACUUCUAGAGACAGUCCGGUACUAUGUACUUGUGGUUUUCACGCGUCUUGUUACAAACAAAGAGAGCCCUACGGAGUACAUAAGCCGUCCAUUUCUUGGGAAUUUACUUUAUGAAAAGUACAUAUUUACAGUACCCAUUAUUUUUGAUCUCUGCCAACUUUAUGGCAGAGAAAAUGAAAAAGUAACAAAGAAAAUUUUACAGUGUUUAUUUGAAUUAGAACCAAAAUACAAUAGUGAUUUACAAAAAGCAGUUCCUUGUCUUAUGCAGGCUCUUGAAAAUGUUGAAAACAAGUUUGGUUGUUCCACUGUUCAUGAUACCAGUGAAGCACUUUCACUGUCCGCACAAAACAGAGGCCCUAAGAAUCUUACACUACUUAAUUUAGAAGAUAUGGUACUGUAUGUAUUAGAUAUAUUUUCAACAACCUCUGUGUUCUUAAAAAAUUAUUCUCCUGCUGUGAGCAUAUUUCACAGAGAGGAUUUUAUGAGCAAAAUUGUUUCCAUAUAUGAGAGCACAAUACCUGAGAUGUAUAAGAAUUUAGAUAAAUUAGGAUACAAUGAUGAAAAUAUACCAAAGUAUAUAAAAUUGAAACAUCUAUUGGAUGUAACAAGGAUUGAGAUGUUAAACCUGUUUAGAAUGAUUUUAUAUAAUCCAGUACAAAUCAUACAAGACAAUUUAAAUACAAUAUCAGAAGCAGAUGUAAAAGAACAAGUGGAAGAAUAUUUUACUUUUUUAACAUAUGCUAUUUCUGAGAAAGAAUUCAUUACAGAUUAUGAUCAGUUUUAUCCAGUUGAAUCAGACCUGAAAGUACUAUCUACUAUUUAUCCUGAAUUAGAUGUCAUAAAAUGUGAUUUCAUUUUACAAUCAAUAAGAGUAACUAUUGGAAAACCCAAUACUUCGACUACUUCAUCUCUGUUCAAUCACACAAACGAAGCUGUAGCUGGACCUAGCGGCAUCCAAAAUAGAUCAGUAGCACCCACGACGAAUGCAAAUACUUCGAAUAAAAAAAAAUUUGUCAGCAAGAACUCUGUUGAGUUAGUAUCCCUCAUUUCUGAAGUAAAGGAUAUCUUAUAUGACUUAGAUGAACGUUUUAUUGAGAUGUGUUUGGAAUAUUACAAUUUUGAUACUGCAUCUGUAAUAAACGCUGUAUUAGAAGACAAUUUACCAUCCAAAUUGAAAGAAUUUAAAGACAUUUGUCCUGGAGUAAACGAUGUACCACCUGAUUAUAGGGAGGCGCCAUUUAAUGACUAUGUAGUUUCUGGUAUCGAAAAUCUCAGUUUGUUCAGUGACGAUGAUGAUAAUGUUCCUGUUAAAACGCGUGAAGAAAUUGAGGUGCCUAAGGAUUACAUACUUAAAAAUUACAGCCUUGUCGCGGACGAUUACGAUUAUGAGGAUGAAUAUGAUGACACGUACGACAAUUUCGACGUACGAGGCGCAGAAAAUGAUGCUGAUAUUAAUUCCAAGCCUUUUACUACACCCAGAGUACUUCUAGAAAAACAAAAGGUUGAACCUGUGGAUGAAACUGAUUCAGAAGAAGAUGAUACAGAAGCUGAACAAAACGGCAGAGACCAUUUUAUACAGAAUCCGGCUGAGUUACGCGCAAAAGCUGAAGAGCGAAGACAAGCCAUGCGUGGCGGGAAAGCUCCAACUAAUGUGACUGGUAAACCGAAAGGUCAAGGGCAAGAGAAGGAUGUCUUGCAUAAUAGACAACACAAGAACGUCCAUAAAGCAUCACGUGCUAAUCACAAUCGUCGUUCCGGCGCCCAAUGGAAAAGAAAUCGUGGAAUGAUUCCAUCUUAAAUGUACCUAUACUUUUACAAUAACAAUGUAAAUACUGCCAUGUGAUAAAUAUAUUCGUACCUACGCCAAUUUUAUAGUAUUCGGUCCCGUCGAUAUACAAUGUAUUAUUUCA
Messenger RNA from Nomia melanderi (Alkali bee), 3004 nucleotides. NCBI's taxonomy places the organism in Eukaryota, Metazoa, Arthropoda, Insecta, Hymenoptera, Halictidae. The record is from RefSeq and is a predicted model, not a curated record.